AUGAAGACAGCCAAUAAGGUCAUCACUUGCUACGCAAAGGAGAGGAACCCGCAGGCUGCCGAAAGGAUGGUGACCUUCAUGUGUGAGCAUGGCAUUGAGCCGGAUGUGAUUACUUUGGGAGCCGCAGUGCAUGCCUUCGCCCGGGCCGGCCAGCAGAAAGAAGCGGAGCGAAUGUUUGAGCUGAUUCUAACGCGGGGCAAGACGCGUCCGGAUGUGAUUGGAUUCAACGCGCUUAUUGAUGCUUCGGUCAAGGUUGGAGACACCAAGCGAGCUGAAUAUUGGCUGGAGCGCAUGCUUGAGAUUGGCUUGGAGCCGAGCGUGGUCAGCUACACCACCGUGCUCCAUGCCCAUGCCAAAGACGGAAACAUUGAGGCUGCGGAGACCACGAUGAAGCUGAUGAAAUCCAACGGAAUCGAGGCCAAUGUGGUGACGUACACUGCUCUGGUGAAUGCUUGCGUGAAGGCUGGGGAGAUUUCCUGCGCAGAGAGGUGGUUUGAUGAGAUGCAGGCUGCUGGGAUUCAGGCCAACGCCGUGUCCUACAGCGCGCUGCUGAAUGUUUGCGCCAAAGGGGGUGAUUUCAAGCGGGCGGAGCGGCUGCUUGAACGCAUGUUCCAGGAGGGUGUGACGCCGACGGAGGUGUGCUUCAACAACGUCAUUGACGCAUGUUCCAAGGCUGGGCAGGCAGCAAGGGCAGAAAAAUGGCUGUGGCGCUUGGCUGAGGGCAAGGAACUUGCCGCCGACCUUGCACCCACUCGACAAUCUUUCACCGCCGCAGCCCAGGCACAUGCCAAGCAGGGAUCCUUCGGAGACGUGGAGAGGCUGUUCCGGGCCAUGGAGGCCAGGGGCAUUUCGAUGGAUGCUUUCUGUCUCACUGUCCAACUGUCCGCCUAUGCGCGAGCGCGCCCACGUCAGCGAGAGCGUUUGGAGGAGGCGCUCCGAAAGUACCACAGCCAAGGGCUGGCUGUCACAUCGCCACCGUUGCGUGUGGCGAAGUCCGUCCUGGGUGGGCAGCGUCUCGAGCAGCUGUGUGCAGAGUUGGGCUUGCAGGUGCCAGAUCUUGCUGACUUCGCAGACGAGCGUCGCCCUUGGCGCAAGCAAUAA
Messenger RNA from Symbiodinium pilosum, 1101 nucleotides. Lineage: Eukaryota; Dinophyceae; Suessiales; Symbiodiniaceae. The record is from the annotation of a GenBank genome assembly.